Messenger RNA from Protopolystoma xenopodis, 576 nucleotides. NCBI's taxonomy places the organism in Eukaryota, Metazoa, Platyhelminthes, Monogenea, Polystomatidea, Polystomatidae. The record is from the annotation of a GenBank genome assembly.
AUCCGUCAAGAGAUUGAUCGCCGGCUAGCCGAGAAGGAGGAGGAGUUCGAGGCGACCCGCAAGAAUCACCAACGAGCGCUUGAGUCGAUGCAGGCCAGCCUGGAUGCCGAAGCAAAGGGGAAAGCGGAAGCGAUGCGAAUGAAGAAGAAAUUGGAGCAGGACAUCAACGAGCUCGAAGUGGCUUGUGACAGCGCCAAUCGAGCCCGAGCUGAGAUGGAGAAGAAUGUAAAGAAGUAUCAACAGCAGGCAAGAGGAUGUUUUUGCGUUUGUAUGAGCUUUUUUAUUUUGCUUCUCGUGCGUGAAAUGCAAGCACAAAUUGAAGAAGAGCAACGAAAUCGAGAAGAACUUCGUGAAGCUCUCGGAUCUACAGAACGCCGCGCCAACAUUCUCGGCGUCGAGCUCGAAGAGUUUCGUGCCAAUUUGGAGCAGGCCGAGCGUAUCCGAAAAAUCGCCGAAGCUGAGCGAACAGAGGCAGCAGAUCGGGUCACUGAACUGGCGGCUCAGGCGGCCUCAUUUUUGGCUCACAAAAGGAAGCUGGAGGCUGAUCUGGCCGCAAUGCAGGUAAGUUAUGGGUGA